GUUAUUACUCGUACUGUUCCCUGAAGUCGUACACAUACUGUCGAGACGAAGAAUUGUGUGUGGAAGAAAGGCUCAUAAAAAUAUUUAGUCAGCCUCAAACAGCAGCAGACCUCCAGCAGCAACAGCAAAAUACAAGCAACAUCUCCUUUCACAUUCGUCAAGAUGCCAAGAUAUCAGGAUAAAUUUGAAAACGUAUUGGUACCGUUCCUCGGAAACAGUAAAGCAAUGAAGGAUACGGCAAGAGAGAGUUUCGGUCAGGCCAUGAAGGCUCAUAAAGAUGUGAAGGUCAUUCAGGAAAGGCGUGCCAGAUUUGUGACUGGUUUCUCAAUUGUGGGAGCAUUGCUGGGCGGGAAUGUUGGAUGUAUGGUCGCGGGACUCUCUGUUACUAUCGUAUCUUUCCUGGUGAGCCUGCGGGAUUCACCAUACCACGAAAUUAUCGAAACAUUGAAUGCUUUGGGAUACAAAGAGAAAGAACAGCUCAUCAACGAACUUGAACGCUUGCUCCAAUGCGAAGGAUGCAGCAAGGACAAGUUCUCGGCGAGGUUGUAUUCUGCAGAGAAAAUUCCUAAAGGACGGGAAAAAAUAUGGAAGCUGUGUUUGGAGUCCCUAUCUUACUAUUUCACUCAGUCGGAAAGUGAGUCGGAAAGUGAGUGGGAAAGUGAGUGAGAAAGGUAACAAAAAUUAGCUAUAGUUUAAAUAUAUUAGGAUAUAAAAUUUAUCUCAUUUG
Pseudo-nitzschia multistriata is the source of this 727-nucleotide messenger RNA. The record is from the annotation of a GenBank genome assembly. Lineage: Eukaryota; Bacillariophyta; Bacillariophyceae; Bacillariales; Bacillariaceae.